Anguilla anguilla (European eel) is the source of this 1396-nucleotide messenger RNA. RefSeq names its product cyclin N-terminal domain containing 1 (gene cntd1). Lineage: Eukaryota; Metazoa; Chordata; Actinopteri; Anguilliformes; Anguillidae. The record is from RefSeq and is a predicted model, not a curated record. The transcript is spliced from 6 exons. The coding region runs from base 108 to 1112 and encodes 334 amino acids. Gene Ontology annotation, cellular component: site of double-strand break. Gene Ontology annotation, biological process: reciprocal meiotic recombination.
CUUUUCGUUCGGUGUUCGCAGCGAACAUGUAGCUAGUAAUAAAUUUCAGUAUUUUUUAUUAAGCUUUAUUCAAUCAUAUAUUUGCAUCUUAAUUGUAACUGUUCGUGAUGGAGAUCAAGUCGUUUAAACCUAUCUAUUUCAAAGACAUUUCAAGUUCUUUCUCUGGAGAACAGCCUAAUUUAAAGUUUGGUGAAGUUCCCUUUAAUAUUUUGUACGACUUUCUCACAGAUCUCAGCAAUAGGAACAAACAUCAUUUGAACCACUUAUCCACUUGCAGUGGGAGUUUUAAAGACCGAAGAUUAGUUGAGUGUGUCUUCCUCAUAUGCGAAGAGUUAAAACUUGACUCAUUGGCUGGAUACCAAGCAAUUGAAAUAUUGGAAAGGUUUAUGAUAAAGCACCUUGAUCAUCUGUUUUGCACCUACGGCAGCUCAGAUGAUGAUGAUAGCGGCAGGAGCGUUGCGGACUAUAUUUUCAUUAGGCUGAGCCAGAAAUUCAAUCUCCUGAUCAUCUCGUGCAUACAGCUGGCGAGCAAACUCACACUUCACAGCAAUGUAAUUGACAACAACACAGCUGUGAAGUUUCUGAAGUCUAUUGGGCUCUCCUACUCCAAAGACACACUUUUGGAAUCUGAACUUCUCGUCUUAAAAACACUGAACUUCAGCAUCAGUGUCCCAAAUCCUCUAAUGUAUGUGGAAACAUUACUGGAAGUGCUGGGGUACAAUGAUGCGUCCGCCCCCGUCUCUCAGCUGUACGCCCUCUGCCACUGCCUGCUCCGGUGCGCCUACCUGCAGAGGAAGCCUAUUUACCACUCCCUGCUGGUAUCUGCGACCAAGUGCGCCAGUCCGUCGCAGGAGCAGAGAGUGAAGUUUGCAGAAGUGACCGAGGACUUCAUGCUACUGAGCGUGGGCGUCAUUGCCGCGGGUGCUUUCAUCCUCAACGUCGCCAGCUGGGAGCAGGUAACAUGCGAGACGGGCCUUGCUCAAAACGCGCGCCACAAACGCAGCUCCUCGUUGACUUUGCUAAACUGCAGGUCACGUUGUUCAUCGUGCGGUCGGCGGUUCAGCUUCAGGGUUAGGAUUCCAGCUUUGCGUCGUAAUAUCCUGUGGGGGUGAACAAGAAUGACCAUGAAAUGGUUCUUUGGGGCGUUUCCGUAACACCCAGUGAGGUGAACCCUCUCCUCCUUAGCUGUAAAAGCUCGGGACCAGACACCACCACAAGCAGCCUGAGACUUGUAUAACCAUAUAAACUGCUUUUUACAUUAUGUUACAUGUAGGCUAAAAAGAAUAUCCACAUAAUGACUCAAUUCCUUAUGCAAGGCUCACUGUAUGUGCAAUCGAGGGUCUGUAUGUAUAAUGUCAAAUCUGACUCCUAUGUGUUGUAUUGGCUGUAGUCUAAA